Messenger RNA from Erythranthe guttata (spotted monkey flower), 1683 nucleotides. RefSeq names its product epi-neemfruitin B 7-O-acetyltransferse L7AT. The record is from RefSeq and is a predicted model, not a curated record. NCBI's taxonomy places the organism in Eukaryota, Viridiplantae, Streptophyta, Magnoliopsida, Lamiales, Phrymaceae.
CCUCGUAUAUAUAUAUAUAUUCCCUCUCUUGGAGCUUUUUAAUGCAUAAAUAAACCUUCUUGCAAGAGAAAAUAAAAAUGGAGGGUGAAAUAAUUUCAAGUGAAAACAUCAAACCAUCUUCACCAACACCUCAUGAUCAUAAAAUCCACAACUAUUCUCUACUUGAUCAGAUUGUUCCACCCAUCUUUGUUCCUUUCGUCUUAUAUUAUCCCAAUCUUGAUAAUAUUAUUACAGAUGAUUUCGUUUCUCGGACAACGCUAAUUCUGAAGCAAUCUCUCUCUACAACUCUCUCUCUCUUCUACCCUUUAGCCGGAAGAAUCAAAGACACCUUGUCCAUCGACUGCAACGACGAAGGUAUUCUUCUUGUAGUCGUCAAGUUUAAGGAGAAUUUGUCGGAUUUCCUAAAGAAACCCGACCCGAAAGCAUGCAGAGCCCACAUACCGAAUCAGCUCACGUGGGCCGAACCCGGUCCUGGCUCCCGCGUGGCCAUGCUCCAGGUUAACUACUUUGAAUGCGGGGGCAUAGCCAUUGGUUCACUUUUCUUGCAUAAACUAGUGGACGGGGUGGCGAUUGGUACUUUCAUGAAAGCUUGGGCUGCAGCCGCCGCUCUCGGAGGCGGUGCGGCGGUGGAGGGGAACCCGGUCAUCCCGGAGUUCACGGCUCAGUCUUUCUUCCCACAUAACGAAUCCUUGCAGAGGGAAGACUAUUUAUUCUCCGCCAUGAGAAGAUACUUCAAAAUCGGGAAAACUGUGAUGCGGCGAUACGUGUUCGAUUCAUUAGCGAUAUCGAAGCUUCGGGCACAGAUUUUGUCCUCCUCGCCGGAGAACCUCGAGCGGCGCCGCCCGUCUAGGGUGGAGAUUGUGUCGGCGCUCCUUUGGAAGUGCUUCAUCAUUGCUUCUUCAUCAAAAAAUAAUUCCAUCUCCGACAAUAAUAAUAAUAAUGGUAAUGAUAGAAACUCAAUAUCACUGGUGACUCAUGGAGUAAACAUGAGAAGAAAAUCCGACCCACCGUUUUCCGAGCAUAGCUUCGGCAAUUUCGUGUGGCUGGUUCCGGCGGCUGCGGACGUCGACAACGGCGAUGGGGAUUUGAUGGAGCACUUGUUCGGGAAAGUGAGAAGUGCGAUAAGCAAGGUGGACGUGGAUUUUGUGAAGAAGAUGCAAGGUGGAGGAGAAUUAGGGUUUGCUGGUUACUGUGAGAAUCUUCGAGAAACUGAAUUUCCGGAGAAAGCGGAUUACUUGGCUAUAUCGAGCUGGUGUAAUUUCGGUCUUUACGACAUUGACUUUGGGUGGGGGAAUCCAGUGUGGAUGAGUAAAUGUGAUGCCGGAAGUGAUACGGAAUGGCCGUUCAUCAAUGUGCUUUGGCUGAUGGAUACGAGCGGUGGAGAUGGGGUAGAAGCGUGGCUGACCCUUGAUGAGAAAUGUUUUGCGGCGUUCGAUGAAAUUAAGGAGCUUCAUGAACUUGCUUUGGUGGAUCCUAGUCCAUUAUCGUCGGAUAUCCACCAUGGUCAAGAAGAAAUUAUAGUUACUAAUGGAGUUGAUUUAAUUUCUUGAUGUUCUUUUUUAGAUUAGGUACUUGAAGGGUUUUCAAUUCAAUUAAGUUUACCCCGAAGAAUUUGUGGUUGUGUAAGUUUAUUGUUUAGUGUAAGUUGUACUUUGAUGAAAUAUAAAAUAAAAAGCACCUUUU